Paraphaeosphaeria sporulosa is the source of this 1058-nucleotide messenger RNA. RefSeq names its product lipolytic protein-like protein G-D-S-L family. Lineage: Eukaryota; Fungi; Ascomycota; Dothideomycetes; Pleosporales; Didymosphaeriaceae. Gene Ontology annotation, molecular function: carboxylic ester hydrolase activity. The record is from RefSeq and is a predicted model, not a curated record. The coding region runs from base 1 to 1038 and encodes 345 amino acids. The transcript is spliced from 2 exons.
AUGAAGCAUUUCAGCGCCGCCGCUUUGUCUCUGGCAUUAUUGGAGGUUGCGCAAGCUGUCCGCUUCCUAGGCCGUGUUAAUCCGGCCACGAGGGAGCUGACAUGGGCGGGCACUGGAGUGGCCUUUAGCUUCAGUGGAUCUUCAGCAACAAUCGGCUUUGAGUCUGUGACUGGUGCAAACAGCGUCCUGCUUACUGUCGAUGGAAAGUCCACUGUCAUUGCGAAUGUCAACACCUCAAGUAUUUCUACGCCAGCCGGAUUGGCCAACGGCCACCAUACUGUUUUCCUACGAAAGCGGUCAGAAGCACUAUUCGGGAGCAUCUUUGUCGGAAACGUCACGACCGAUGGCUCCUUUGGAAAAGAUCCCAGAUCCCACCGAAAAAUCGAAUUUAUUGGGGACUCCAUCACAGUCGGCUAUGGCAUGGAUGGCGUUCUUCCUUGCACCAAUACCGCUGAACUCGAAGACAACCCCAAUACAUAUGCUGUGUUGGCGGCCAAUUCUUUGAAAGCCGACUACGACAUUGUCGCCUGGAGCGGCAUAGGCCUCGUACGAAACACUGCCUACGGGUCCCCUGGCGGCCCAACAAUGACGAGUCGUUGGACCAAAUACGGUGCCCAGGACGCCGACAACAGUUAUACCUUUCCCUCGAAAGAAACGCCCGACGCCGUUGUCAUCGCUCUCGGCACUAACGACUUCAGUGUUGACAACAACAACCGCCCGAUUCUUGACGUCGGUAAUUUCACGUCGGCAACAGUGUCUUUCAUCCGCACCGUCCAGACGCAUUAUCCCAAGGCGCAAUUCUUCCUGGUCACGUCUCCCAUGCUCGGCGAUGGUUACCCUGCAGGAGAAGCACAGCACACUGCGCAAACAAAGGCUUUCACUGAUGCGGCUGCCCGGUUGAACGGCACGAAGGUCCAUGUUGUGGAUUGGCCGACACAGGGAUCGGAUGUCGGAUGUGACUACCAUCCCAACAUUGCUACUAAUGCAGCGGAGGCGCCAAUUCUGGCAUCCGCAAUUGCAGAAGCGCUUGGAUGGUGAUGUCAGGGUCGAAGAAGAGU